Messenger RNA from Cynocephalus volans (Philippine flying lemur), 1179 nucleotides. RefSeq lists its product as uncharacterized. NCBI's taxonomy places the organism in Eukaryota, Metazoa, Chordata, Mammalia, Dermoptera, Cynocephalidae. The transcript is spliced from 2 exons. The record is from RefSeq and is a predicted model, not a curated record. Bases 262 to 1179 code for a protein of 305 amino acids. Gene Ontology annotation, biological process: virion assembly.
AGCGAACAGACGUGUUCGGGGGCUCGCCACCCGGCAAUCCUGGGAGACGUCCCAGGAUCAGGGGAGGACCAGGGACGCCUGGUGGACCCCUUGGCAGAGGAUUAUUGUGUUUUGGUCUCACCGCGUCUCGGGAGGCGCGCUCUGCCAUCGGACUCUUUCUUCUAUUUCUACGGCACUCGGUCUCGUCGCCGUUUCUGGUUUCUUUUUGUCUUAGUUGUGAUAGGUCUUUGCGUCGUCGUUCCCCUAUUGGAAAUUUUCGAGAUGGGGCAAGGUGCCCUUACGCCUCUCUCCCUUACUCUAGAUCAUUGGAAAGAUGUCAAAACCAGGGCUCACAAUCUGUCCAUGGAGAUCAAAAAAGGAAAAUGGCAGACUUUCUGUUCGUCUGAGUGGCCCACAUUCGGCGUAGGUUGGCCGCCAGAGGGAACCUUUGACCUUUCUGUCAUUUUUGCAGUUAAAAAGAUUGUUUUCCAGGAGAUCGGAGGACACCCGGACCAGGUUGCAUAUGUCGUGGUAUGGCAAGACCUCGCCCAGAAUCCCCCUCCCUGGGUGCCACCCUCCAGCAAAGUCGCUGUCGUUUCGGGACCAGAAAAUACUCAAGGGCCACCUACAAGGAAGCCUUCUGCCCCUCCCCGACCCUCCGUCUACCCGACACCAGAUGACCUAUUCUCCCUCUCUGAACCCCCACCUUACCCGGCGGCUCCGCUGCCCCCUCUGGCCCCUCAACCAAACAGAUCGGCACCAGGACGAGCACCCAGUGACCCCAACCCUGAGGGACCGGCUGCGGGGACUAGGAGCCGCCAACCUCGCAGUCCGAGAGGCGACUCGGGUCCUGACUCCACCGUAGCUUUGCCCCUCCGAGCCAUAGGGCCCCCAGCCGAGCCAAAUGGCUUGGUCCCUUUGCAGUAUUGGCCUUUUUCCUCAGCAGAUCUUUACAAUUGGAAGUCUAACCAUCCUUCUUUUUCUGAAAAACCAGCAGGUCUCACGGGACUUCUUGAGUCCCUUAUGUUCUCUCACCAGCCCACUUGGGACGAUUGCCAACAGCUACUCCAGAUCCUCUUCACCACUGAAGAGCGAGAAAGGAUUCUUCUGGAGGCCCGCAAGAACGAAAUGAAGAACAGGUUGCACAAGCACAGCGUACAACAGGAGGCUCGGAGACAGCAGCUAUCUAUUUCCUCGUAG